Molecule: messenger RNA, 1211 nt
Organism: Pteronotus mesoamericanus
Lineage: Eukaryota; Metazoa; Chordata; Mammalia; Chiroptera; Mormoopidae
Gene: TMEM150A
Product: transmembrane protein 150A
Exons: 8
Coding region: 320-1132 (270 amino acids)
Biological process (GO): protein localization to plasma membrane
Cellular component (GO): plasma membrane
Source: RefSeq, a predicted model, not a curated record
GGGGGCUCGGGAUUUGUAGUCCCGAGCGGGGCCCGCGGGGCGCGGACUCCAGGUCCCGGCGGGCGGCGCGGCGCAGCGCGGCCUAGGGUCGGGGCGUGGCCGCCGGCCCUUUAAACCUGCAAGGCCUGUCUGAGGGCCGCAGCCCGGGAUGGCGCCACGCAGGGGCUGAGUAGUGCGCGGCAGCCGCAGGGCUUUCUGGGGAGGCAGGGGCAGUUGAUGGUUUUGGCGAAGUAUCUUAAGGUAGCUGGUCCUGCCCCCUUCUCCCCACCUACCUCUCGCCAUCCCUCCCACACCACUACCACCCUGGCUCCCCUCCCUCAUGACCGCCUGGAUCCUCCUUCCUGUCAGCUUAUCAGCAUUCUCCAUCACUGGCCUAUGGACUGUGUAUGCCAUGGCCGUGAUGAACCGCCACGUGUGCCCUGUGGAGAACUGGUCCUACAACGAGUCCUGCUCUCCUGACCCCACUGAGCAAGGGGGUCCCAAGACCUGCUGCACCCUGGACGAUGUCCCCCUCAUCAGCAAGUGCGGCACAUAUCCCCCAGAGAGUUGCCUCUUCAGCCUCAUUGGCAACGUGGGUGCUUUCAUGGUGGCCCUGCUCUGCCUCCUGCUGUACGGGCAGCUCCUGGAGCAGAGUCGGCAUUCCUGGAUUAACACCACAACACUCAUCACAGGCUGCACCAACGCUGCAGGCCUUGUGGUGGUCGGAAACUUUCAGGUGGAUCAUGCUAAGUCUCUGCAUUACAUCGGAGCUGGUGUGGCCCUCCCAGCCGGGUUGCUGUUUGUCUGCCUGCACUGUGUCCUCUCCUACCAUGGGGCCACCGCCCCCCAGGACCUGGCUAUGGCCUACCUGAGGAUUGCGCUGGCAGCCAUCGCCUUUGUCGUCCUGAUCCUCAGUGGUGUCUUCUUCAUCCACGAGAGUUCUCAGCUGCAGCACGGGGCGGCCCUGUGUGAGUGGGUGUUUGUCAUCGACAUCCUCAUUUUCUACGGCACCUUCUGCUACGAGUUUGGGACAGUCUCCACAGAGACACUGGUGGCUGCACUGCAGCCUGCUGGCCGGGCCUGCAAGUCCUCCGGGAGCACUAGCACCUCCACUCACCUCAACUGCGUCCCUGAGAGCAUAGCCAUGAUCUGAGGUCGGGGGAGGGUGGCUGGCCCAGCCUCCACUGCUCCCCACCCAUGUCUUAUUUGCGUUUAUUUUGUACCAAAAACAA